AUUGACAUCUAAUGAGUUUGUAUAGUAUAAAUGACACAUCUUGUAUUGAUAUUGAUAUAAGUAUUUGAUUUCUUAUUGUGCAGCACAAUCAUCUGAUUAAAGCCUUUUUUUCGAUUAAACAAAUAAUUAACGGCGUCAAGGCACACACAAUAAAACGGCUUAGAUAAAUGAGCACAUCAAAUUGAAUUGAGCGAAACGAGACGGCACCGCAGUUCUAAUAGUGAAAUAUGUGCAAUUAGUGCAUUUUUUUGCAUUGAUUCGAGCUUACUGAUUCCAUUGCAAUUGCAAUCGCGAUCAUAGUGCGUUUUCUGAGUUUCAAAUAACGGUGCCUUUUUUCGUAAAUUUCGUUUUGUUGUGGAGGAAAAUUGAAAAAAAAAUGUCGUGUUACUUUAAGCAUCAGCAAGAGACAACCAUUACCAUUCCCAGUAAUGUUGAUGUAAAUGGAACUACGUAUUACAAUAUUCUUGUUUCAAUCGGCAGUGUGAAUUGGACGGUACGCCAUCGAUACAAGGAGUUUGUUGAAUUACACAAUAAACUCGUGAAUGGGCAGAGUAUCGGACGGGAUUUAUUGCCACCGAAAAAGGUCAUUGGCAAUCGUUCACUUCAAUUCUUGGAACAACGACAAAAAGACUUGGAAAAGUAUUUGCAAAAGGUGCUAUUUUUUCUGCAGCAUCACAUGUGCCGCGAUUUUGUGGAAUUUUUGGAGCUCAACAAAUACGAUAUCGUUUAUUUGCUACAAGAUUUAGCAAACACAUUCUUUCAGCAAUCCGAACUUUUGUUGCAAUUUUUUAAUAAACGCUACGAAUUUUCGGUACUAGAAUUGCAUGCCAUUUCGGAAAGGUUACGUUUACCGUGUCCAGCGAAUGAUACCGUUGAAAAUAUUUACGAUUUCACUCAUGUCGUUGAUUUUUGCUCACAAAUCGAACGGCUCACUGUGCGACCAAGAAAUAAGCGCAUCAUUGAAUCUGCAUCCUUUUUCGUGAAUCAAAAUUCAUCGAUUGGCACGAGCAAUAUCAUUCCAAGCAAUCUAAAAUUUGAUUUAGUCGCUUUCAAGACACUGAAAACGCUGCAAGUGUUUGGGCUGAAUGUUGAAAAUAUUACAAAUAUGGGAACAUUGCGACAGACAAUACAGCAAUUGGCCUGGCACUCAACAUCAGUCACUCGAAUCAAUGAGUUUUUACUGUGUGAUUGUGUGCACAAAAACGAUGCUAGCGAUGAUAAUGUAUGGCCAAAUUUAGAGAAUAUCAAUUUAUCGGAUAAUAAGUUGAAGGUAAUCGAUACGACCAUUAAAUUGGCGCCAAAUUUAAAAACACUCGUUUUGGACCAAAAUCAAAUUCAAACCAUCGAAAAUCUAAGCGAUUUGCCAUACUUGCAAACGCUUAGCCUGUGUGAAAAUCAAAUUUCGCAAUGCAUUGAUUUGCAUUUGCAAUUGGGUGGCAAUUUGAUGCAUUUGAAUGUGUCACAAAAUAAUUUGCGGUCAUUGGAAGGCUUUCGAAAACUAUUCACUCUAAUCAAAUUGGAUGUGAGCUGCAAUGCAAUCGAAUCAAUUGAUGAAGUCGACUAUGUGGCCAAUUUGCCAUGUCUUGAAGAGCUUAUUCUCACUGGAAAUCCAAUAGCCGGCACAGUUGACUACAGGUCUCGAACGUUGGCUAGGUUUAAUGAUCGCAUCAAUGACAUUUAUUUGGACAAUGAAAAGGGAAGUGCACAUGAGAUCGACACAGCGUUGGCUUUGUCCGCGCUUCGACAAUCCGAAACGCUUUCGGCUUUGAUGCGACAAUCUCAAAUCACCCCAACCAAAACCACUCCAUCUGAUGCUGUUUCUAGCAAUGCAUGUGAUACAGUCAUAGCGUCCACAUCGACAACGAACUCAACACACAGCUGAAAUAUGUUGAUUUUAUAUUCGCUAAAAUUGGAGCAUUUAUUCAUUUCUAUCGUUAUGCUACCACCAUUCUUCAACUCACCAAAUGUUGAAUCAUGUGAAUCUCCGUAUCUUCUCAUAACCUGAUGAAUGUUAGUUUCGUACUCAAAUUAAUAUACUUAUUCUGAGAUUCCCCUAUUUUGAUUUGUGUCUAUUUGAUAUAUUGUAAAUAUGUAUGUAUAUAAAUUUUGUGAAAAUAUGUAACGGUUUCUAUUAAGCCAAUAAAAAACAAAUAAACCGAUUUUAUUCGCAAAAA
Messenger RNA from Sitodiplosis mosellana (orange wheat blossom midge), 2174 nucleotides. Its product is annotated as nischarin. Gene Ontology annotation, molecular function: phosphatidylinositol binding; protein kinase binding. The coding region runs from base 377 to 1882 and encodes 501 amino acids. NCBI's taxonomy places the organism in Eukaryota, Metazoa, Arthropoda, Insecta, Diptera, Cecidomyiidae. The record is from RefSeq and is a predicted model, not a curated record. The transcript has 4 exons. Gene Ontology annotation, cellular component: cytoplasm.